CCCCUCGACUGCGCUCUGACGUCAAUCAACAUGGCUGGCAUGCCUGAGCCGCUGGGUUUGGAGCGAGAUGUGUGCCGGGUGAUCGAGUUGCUUGAGAAGCUGCAGCGCAGUGGCGAGAUCCCUCUCCCCAAGCUGCAGGCGCUUCAGAGAGUCCUUCAGAGCAAGUUCUGUGCUGCGAUCAGAGAGGUGUAUGAGCAGCUGUAUGACACACUGGAUAUCUCUGGAGGAGCUGAGAUCAGAGCCCAGGCUACUUCCAAGGCAACGGUGGCGGCGUUCGCGGCGAGCGAUGGCCACGCCCACCCCCGCGUGGUGGAGCUGCCCAAGACGGACGAGGGGCUCGGGUUCAACAUCAUGGGGGGCAAGGAGCAGAACUCCCCCAUCUACAUUUCCAGAGUCAUCCCGGGGGGCGUGGCCGACCGGCACGGGGGGCUGAAGAGAGGGGACCAGCUGCUGUCCGUCAACGGGGUGAGUGUGGAAGGGGAGCAUCAUGAGAAGGCGGUGGAGCUCUUGAAGGCGGCCCACGGUUCUGUGAAGCUCGUGGUCCGGUACACCCCCAAGGUUCUGGAGGAGAUGGAGGCCCGAUUCGAGAAGCUGCGAAGCGCCCGGCGCCGCCAGCAACACACCAGCUACUCGUGAGUUACACACCAGCUACUCGUGAGUUACACACCAGCUACUUGUGAGUUACACCAACACAACACACCAGCUACUCAUGAGUUACACCAACACAACAGCUACUCAUGAGUUACACCAACACAACACACCAGCUACUCAUGAGUUACACCAACACAAACACACCAGC
Polyodon spathula (Mississippi paddlefish) is the source of this 799-nucleotide messenger RNA. RefSeq names its product lin-7 homolog B (C. elegans) (gene lin7b). Gene Ontology annotation, molecular function: L27 domain binding. The transcript is spliced from 6 exons. Gene Ontology annotation, cellular component: synapse; MPP7-DLG1-LIN7 complex; cell-cell junction. Lineage: Eukaryota; Metazoa; Chordata; Actinopteri; Acipenseriformes; Polyodontidae. The coding region runs from base 31 to 636 and encodes 201 amino acids. Gene Ontology annotation, biological process: protein localization to basolateral plasma membrane; neurotransmitter secretion; maintenance of epithelial cell apical/basal polarity. The record is from RefSeq and is a predicted model, not a curated record.